AUGAUCCUGAUGCUGGUGAUCUUGAUCCCGGUGCUGGUGAAUUCCGUGGGCAUCGAUGGGCACUACGAGAUGCUGGGCACCUGCCGCAUGGUGUGCGACCCCUACCUGGGCAAGACCACUUCCACUACUAGCGCCAGCAUCCGAACCGAGGGGGCCGAAGGUCUCGGCGGCGGCGGCGUGUUUCCUCCUUCCACCUUGGUGCAGGGACCCCAGGGCAAGCCUGGGCGGCCAGGCAAGCCGGGCCCGCCGGGUCCGCCUGGCGAGCCGGGGCCCCCGGGGGCCAUGGGGCCCUUGGGGGAGAAAGGGGAUCCGGGGAAACCGGGGCCCCCUGGACUCCCCGGCCCGGGACUGGGCACGGGGGCCAUCAGCACGGCCACUUACACCACGGUGCCCCGCGUGGCGUUUUAUGCUGGCCUCAAGAACCCGCACGAAGGUUACGAGAUCCUCAAGUUUGACGACGUGGUGACCAACUUGGGGAACAACUAUGAUGCCACCACGGGGAAGUUCACCUGCAACAUCCCGGGCACCUAUUUCUUCACCUACCAUGUCCUGAUGCGCGGCGGGGAUGGCACCAGCAUGUGGGCAGAUCUGUGCAAGAACGGGCAGGUGAGAGCCAGUGCCAUUGCGCAAGAUGCAGAUCAGAACUAUGACUAUGCUAGCAACAGUGUCAUCCUACACCUGGAUGCUGGUGACGAGGUUUUCAUCAAGCUGGAUGGGGGCAAAGCCCACGGGGGCAAUAACAACAAAUACAGCACCUUUUCAGGCUUCAUAAUCUACUCAGAUUGA
Molecule: messenger RNA, 786 nt
Organism: Varanus komodoensis (Komodo dragon)
Lineage: Eukaryota; Metazoa; Chordata; Lepidosauria; Squamata; Varanidae
Gene: C1QL1
Product: complement C1q like 1
Exons: 2
Coding region: 1-786 (261 amino acids)
Molecular function (GO): protein binding
Source: RefSeq, a predicted model, not a curated record